Armigeres subalbatus is the source of this 1509-nucleotide messenger RNA. RefSeq lists its product as uncharacterized. Gene Ontology annotation, molecular function: nucleic acid binding. Bases 1 to 1509 code for a protein of 502 amino acids. NCBI's taxonomy places the organism in Eukaryota, Metazoa, Arthropoda, Insecta, Diptera, Culicidae. The transcript has a single exon. The record is from RefSeq and is a predicted model, not a curated record. Gene Ontology annotation, biological process: DNA integration.
AUGGCUUACGUUCAUCGCUUCGUCGGGAACCUCAAAUGCAAACUACACGGGCAGGCGAAAAUUACUGGAUAUCUCACUCAAGAGGAAUUACUCCAGGCAGAGACGACAUUGAUUAGGAUAGCACAACAGCAAGCAUAUCCCGAUGAAGUAAUGGUACUCUCACGCGGUAACAAUCAUCCAAGAUCCACAAAGGAAGGAUUAGCUAAAAGUAGCGUUUUGUAUUCGCUAACACCAUUCAUGGAUGACAUCGGUAUUAUGCGCGUUGAUGGACGAAUAAGAGCGGCGAAACACAUAUACUUCGAAAUCAAAUUUCCGAUUAUACUUCCCAAGCAACACAAUAUAACAGCUCUCCUUGUAGACGCGUACCACCGAAAGUUUCAGCAUGCUAAUUCGGAGACGGUAGUGAACGAGAUGCGACAGAGAUAUCACGUGUCCUGCCUACGAGCAGUUGUCCGGAAGAUUGGCAACGUAUGUCAAUUCUGCAAAAUACAAAAGGCAGUACCUCGUAUUCCACGGAUGGCGGAGCUUCCUCCAGCACGAUUAGCUUCGUUCACUCGACCAUUCACCUUCGUCGGUUUGGAUUUAUUCGGGCCCUUGCAAGUGAAGGUAGGGCGUAGCAACGCCAAGAGGUGGGUAGCACUUUUUACCUGUUUAACCAUCAGAGCGGUACAUUGCGAAGUGGUGUACAGCUUGUCUACCGAUGCCUGCAUGAAGAGUAUUCGUCGUUUCGUCUGUCGUAGAGGUGCCCCUUCAGAAAUCUACUCCGAUAACGGCACUAAUUUCCGUGGAGCAGAACGGGUGUUAGUGAAGCAGAUUCAGCAAGGACUAGCAGCUACAGUAACGAGUACAACAACAAAAUUCAUUCCUCCUUCGUCUCCUCAUAUGGGCGGGGCAUGGGAGCGCAUGGUGCGCUCGGUAAAACAGGCAAUGAUGGGAGCAUACAAUAGUGAUCGAAAACUAAACGACGAGUCGCUGAACACGUUAAUUAUCGAAGCGGAGGCCAUCGUUAACAGCAGGCCUCUUACUUAUUUACCACUCGAUGCAGAAGAAGAUGAGGCGCUGUCACCCAACCACUUUCUUUUGGGAAGCUCGAAUGGCAUACGUCAACCUGUAGCAGAGCCAAUGGGAAGUUCAGAAGCUGUGAAGAAUUCCUGGAACAUGAUACAGCAUCAGCUGGAUAGCUUCUGGAGACGUUGGAUUCGGGAAAUGCUACCGGUGCUAACAAAGCGAACGAAGUGGUUUGGCGAAGAGAAGAUGAUGGAAACUGGAGACUUGGUGCUCAUAGUUGAAGAUAACAAGCGGAAUGAUUGGACCAGAGGAAGAGUGACCGAAGUAAUUCCUGGAGGCGAUGGCCGUGUCCGGCAAGCAAUUGUAAAAACUGCGAGGGGAUUGCUCCGCCGACCGGCGUCAAAACUAGCAAUAUUAGAGGUUGUAGGAGGUAAAACUGGGACUGGUGGCCAGUGUUACGAGGGGGAGGAUGUUGCUGCCAACACUUCCAUGCGGCGUUAA